This is a messenger RNA of Ixodes scapularis (black-legged tick), 3120 nucleotides long. RefSeq names its product nose resistant to fluoxetine protein 6-like. Gene Ontology annotation, molecular function: acyltransferase activity, transferring groups other than amino-acyl groups. NCBI's taxonomy places the organism in Eukaryota, Metazoa, Arthropoda, Arachnida, Ixodida, Ixodidae. The transcript has 16 exons. The record is from RefSeq and is a predicted model, not a curated record. The coding region runs from base 1 to 3120 and encodes 1039 amino acids.
AUGGGAUGGACGUCCGCCGCAACCUGCUCGCUCCUGGCGCUUCUCUGCGUCUCCGCCGCUUCGUCCGCUCUGAGCCUGCCGGAUCGCGGGACGCCGGAUGAAGCCCAUUGGGGAUUGAGAAUCGCCUCUUCUGCGGCUCUGAGAGACGAGCCCGUCGGCAGGUCCGCAGGUAAGAGCAGUGCUACGAGGUCUAUGGCCAGUGAUGAUCGACAAGUGACAGCUGUCAAGGACGUCUCGACUUCCCGCGGCGAUGACGGCGGCGCGCCAGUGCAGAGGUCGGAGCUACGGUUGCCGGUUACGAGUGGUGUUCAACUUGAGGAUUACGAUGAUUCGACGGAAGCUGCUGCCGCGAACGCUGAGGGCACGACGAGUAUACUCGACUUAGUCGCGUCUGUAUCAGCAAGUGGCAACAGGACGACCCCCGAAGACGAGGAGUCUGAGGAAGAGGAGGAUGAUGAGUAUGGUUCUACGGAUGAUGUGGAUGAUAGCGAUACAGUGUCUGAACCACCGGAAACGGAUCAACGUACGGUCUCGACAGUCACACCAGCGAAAGUGAUCGCUGACUCCGAAGUGGGCAAUGCGCUUCCAAAGGAAGAUGCCAACGCCGCAGCGACAGAAAUUGUGAUAGUCACCGCGAAUGUACAAGUAGAGAUGGCUCCCAAGGCUAUUCCUAAGAAGAGCGGAUUUCUAAUUACGAAACCGAAAUCGAAGAGUGGUAAUAGCACAAAGUCUUCUUCCAAUUCCACAGCCACAACGUCCCGUAGCACCGCUAAAACUACACCACGUCCCACCGUGCAAACGAAGGCGUCUACAAGUAAGGCUUCUGCUAAACCUGUUAAUCCCACUUCGCCUCCUGCUGCUGCAGUGUCAACAAAGGGGUCUACUGUAUUUGAGAAUGGAACGCGAGAGGUGGAGGAUCUUGGUCCUACGGAGGCCAGCCUGGACCCGACAACGACUGAGGUAGCGACGGAACCGACCACCACUAGGGAUUACCAACCGGAGGUGAACGAUUUCUUGAACCAGCUCACCAGCCGGUUACUGCCGGUGGCCACGCGGUUCUUGGGCGACGGAAACCUUACCUCAGACUGCGUCACCCAUCUGUGGAAACUGUACCAAGGGAUUCGUCGACAGGACGCUUGGGCGCUCAGGUUGAUUACUGCGUCGGGGAUAUUACCUGCCAACUUGUUCGAGGGUUCCCUGAGCAACCUGGGCAGCUACGAGCAGUGUCUCCGUACAAAGAUUCUGGGCCGAGAAGGCGAUGUCGACCUUCAGGGCCAGUACUGCACUCUCUACUUCAGGGCCCCAGAACUGCUCGUGAACAGGACUAUGGCGCAGUUCAACGCCAUCGGAGAGAUGAAGGGUCGUCGGAGUUUCCUGAGUUGGGAGAGGAAUCCUCGAGGCUUCGCCAAUUCAGAUAUCCGACUCGGCGUCUGCAUUCCCUCUGGAUGUUCGGAAGACGACAUGAACUUCUUGGCAAACGCAGUGCUGCGGGACUACGGCGCCAAGGCGACAGUCCAGGACUGCGGGGUCGAGACACCUUUCGCUAUCUCGGAGUUGCAGAUUGGAAUCUUGUGUGCCCUUGGAGGAUCUGUAGGGCUCGUGAUCCUGGCGACCCUGGUAGAACUCUGCCUGAUUUGCUGCUCCAAGCCAAAAGACCUAGAACCGAAACGCGAAGGUGUCCCUGUGAAGAUCGUGAAAUGCUUCUCCUUGGUUCACAACACAAAGAACCUGCUAAACAUCGAGUCUAGCAUUGACUGCCCCAAGAGGCCCGUCCGAUUCGUCUACGGGGUGAAAGUCUUCAUGGCCAUGUGGAUCAUCCUCGGUCACAGCUAUUACACAGCCAACUUCCAAACACUGCAUACUGGGUUUCAGAUUAUGGAUCUGUACAGUCAAGUUCAUGCACAGCUGCUGGGCAGCGCGUUCUACGCCAUCUCCACUUUCUUCUUCCUGAGCGGCUUUGUGUUGUCCUACUUCAUGCGCCGGACAAAGGAAGAUUCCAUCAGUAGACCCUUCCUGGGCAUCUACGUCUUCUCGGUCAUCCGACGAUACUUGAGGCUCACUGUUCCUGCGAUGGUCGUGGUUCUGUGCUUUUUUCUCUUCCCACUGUUCAUUGCUGGGCCUCAGGACAAGGACCUCAUGGGCCAGGAGCAGAAAGGUUGCUACGAAAACUGGUGGACCGUCAUGGCUCAGAUUGUCAACUUUGUUCCUACAGAGAAAAGGUGUAUGCAGCAGUACUGGUACAUCAGCAGUGACAUGCAGAUAUAUCUGGUAGCAGUACCUCUGGCACUUAUCUUCGUAAGGAGCCCGGCAUGCGGCUUCUCCCUGGCACUUUUGUUAAGUGUUUUAUGCUCCGUCGCUGCCGGACUCGUAACCUACAUGAAGGAUCUCAAGCCUGCCGUUGCCUACACAAUCGAUGACUUCAGUCGGAAUCUCGAGACGGCCGAGUUUGUGCACGAGCUGCCUUACUCGAACCUCGCCACCUAUUUUCUGGGAGUAGUCUCCGGCUACUGCGCAGCAACGUGGAACAAGACGUGCAUCAACAAGGUGCUCCAGGCAUUCCUGUGGGUACUGGCCCUCGCCUUGAACAUCUUCCUCGUGUUCGUGCCUUACGCCUGGAAUCGAUCUGACGCCGAAGAUCUGAAACAGCUGUACGCUUCGUUCUACGGAGGCAGCUACCGGUACCUGUGGGGACUCUCGUGGUGCUGGAUAGCUUACGCCUGCGCCACGGAAAGAGGAGGAAUUCUAUAUAGUUUUCUCUCCUGGAGUCCAUUCGUUGUCCUGGGCAGGCUUACGUUUGGAGUGUACCUGGCGCAAUACGUGGUCUUCCUUGCCAGGUUAGGUGUCACCACGACCCCCUUGCAAGUGAACGAAUUCUUACAGGUGAAAGACUCGCUGGGUGUGGCCGCCAUCAGCUACUUCUUCGCUUACCUGUUAUAUGUGGUUUAUGAAGCCCCCGUCAACGGCAUCGCCCGGUUGAUCUUCAGGUUCCACACCAUACGGAGGUCUUCCAAUAAGCCACAACCAAUCCCCCCAGAAUCCGACUCAUCGCUGCCACCACCGGAGCCACCAACUCCUCCUCCGACGGAGCCCAAGGCCAUCAACAAUGGCCAAGAACCGUGA